Emiliania huxleyi CCMP1516 is the source of this 1105-nucleotide messenger RNA. RefSeq lists its product as hypothetical. Gene Ontology annotation, molecular function: protein binding. The record is from RefSeq and is a predicted model, not a curated record. The transcript is spliced from 5 exons. The coding region runs from base 38 to 1105 and encodes 355 amino acids. NCBI's taxonomy places the organism in Eukaryota, Haptophyta, Isochrysidales, Noelaerhabdaceae.
CAGUUGCUCGAGUCCACACACCCGGCAGUCUGCUACGAUGAGUGAGGACUUCGAGACCCUCUCUGCCGCGUGGGCCGACCCGCCCGGACCCUUGACGCCCCCAUCGCUCUCUCUCACGCCGUCCGAGCGCGACCUCACGUCUUCGCUCCUGAGUCAGGAGUCCUUUGGCGAGAUCAUGUCAAUUGCUGACGCCGCAAGACUUCAGCAACGCGUGUGCGAGCUCGAGGCGCGGGAAAUGGCGCGGCAGCGUCAAACUCUGCUCCUCCUCUUUCGCACCGAAGUUGCAGAGGCCAAGGCUGACGCAGCGGCGGGUCGGCCAAACGAGAACAGCGCCACGCGGCGAGCCAGAGCCGUGCAGGCGGCCGCGCGCCGCCGGCAAGCAGUAGUGACGCUUCGCCGCGCGACCGACGCGGCUCGCACGAUGCAGCGCCUCGCGCGUGGCGGCCGAGCGCGGCGGAGAUCGUCGCAGCGCCGCACCUCCGCCAUCAGGCUGCAGGCCGCCACGCGCGAGCGUGCGCAGGUGGUUCGGUUUGCGCGCAGCUGCGCUGCGUGCGCCUUCAUCCAGCGGGCGGCGCGCGGCAUGCGCGCGCGUGCAUUCCGGCGGCAUGUCCUCGCGACUGCCGCCGCACUCCGCGCUGCCCUCUCGCAUGCACCUCCCGAGGUGGCGGAGGCUGCGAUGCGAUGCGCGCGGUGGUCCUGCGGAGGGACAGAGGUGAGCGUGCUCGAGUCGGCGGUCGCCUUUCGCGAGGAGCGCUCUCGAGUCGCGCCGCCGCCUCGAGCCGACAGCGUCGCCGGCUCCGUCGCCAGCAGCGUCGCCGAAAUCACUGGCCUCGAUCCGGCCCAGGCGGCCUCCUACCUCGAGCUUGCGGGCGGCAACCUCGAGGCACCCAGAGCGAUUCCUUCCCGCCGCCGCCUGCGGCAGCUGACAGCUGAGCGUGACCAGCUGCGCGACGCGGUGAAGACUCUGAGCGCCGAUGUGCUGUGCGCGGAGCGGGCGAGCUGCGAUGGCUACGCACCUCGCUCACGGGCGGCCUCCACCGCCGCCGCCUCUUCGGCGCCCACGCGAGACCCUUUCCUCGAGCUGCUGGGCUGGCAGUGGGACUGA